UUAAAAAAUUAACUACGUAAAAAUGGAACGUAGUCAAUUCGUCUUACCAACCUCAAGAUAUCAAAAAUCAGAAAUAACUUGUCGCAAAUUCCACCAUUUUCCCUUUGUAACAUACCGGUGUUAAAAACACGUAGCACGUAUUAAAAUCACAAAAUGAACACCGAAAAGCUGAAGAAAUUGCAAUCACAAGUGCGCAUUGGAGGUAAGGGCACACCACGACGAAAGAAGAAGGUUGUUCAUGCGACCGCCGCCACAGACGACAAGAAAUUGCAGUCUUCCCUCAAAAAGCUGUCAGUAAACACAAUACCUGGCAUAGAGGAAGUAAAUAUGAUAAAAGAUGACGGUACAGUGAUACAUUUCAACAACCCAAAGGCGCAAGCUUCACUUGCGGCGAACACUUUCGCUAUCACAGGACAUGGAGAGAAUAAGCAAAUCGCUGAAAUGCUGCCUGGCAUUUUGAGUCAACUGGGGCCUGAAGGAUUAAAUCAGUUGAAGCGGUUGGCGUCAAGUGUGGCCGCGCCGAAGCCCUUGGAGGAGGACGAUGAAGUACCUAACCUAGUUGGUAAUUUCGAUGAGGCUUCCAAACAAGAAGCUAAGGAGGUCAUAAUCGAAGAGAAGGAUGAGAAAGAAAAGGAGAAAAAAGAGCCUGAAACCAAAGUUGCAGACAAGAAAACUGACUAAGCAGCCAACCAUACAUAUGACGGUUUAGUUUUUAAUUUGCUCACCCGAUGAAGUGAUAAAAGCUAGGGUUUCCAAAGCCAUCGGGCAUGUCUCAAAACAGUAAUUUUUUGUUAAUUUUGUGUUCCUAUUAAAUGUGUUUUGGACAUACUUUGUUCGCAUUUAUUAUAAAAAAUUGUGUGACCUGUGACUGACCAAUUCGUGUUUUACUAACUAGUGACUUUGGAAAUCCUACAAACAGCCAUGUCAGUUAUAAAUUUUGCUUUUGUCUCCUUUGCCAAGCACUAAUACUUAUUUUUAUUUAACAUUAAUGGGAUAUGUUGAUUUUUACACUUUAGAAAUUAGCAAGCCUUACAACCCUCGUGGGUAACAAUAGAAAACAAUAGUUAUUCAACAACAGCCUGGUGCUCGUGUUGAAAAAGUUAUAAAUGUGGAUUGUUGAUAUAUUGGCUAUAGCACUUUAUACAUAGUCUAUAAAAUAAUGCAUUAUUUCAGCGUGUCACCAGGAAAUAUAUGUAUAAGAAAUAAAAAGGGUGUUGAUACACCAAAUAAUAUUUUUAAAUAAUAUUUUCUAAAGUUGUUGGUUCAUGUCCAAGAGAUAUGCUUCUCAUUUUAAAAACAAAAUAGAUUUAAAAAUGGAACUUUAGUCACAUAUAGCUCUUUAGGUUAUGGAGCUAAUGAUGUAUAAUAAAAACAUAAAAAUCGUAAAAAUAAAAAUGAUUCAAGGUUUUGUGUAAUGUGCAAAUGUGACAUUAAAACUUUGGUCCAUGAA
Molecule: messenger RNA, 1450 nt
Organism: Amyelois transitella
Lineage: Eukaryota; Metazoa; Arthropoda; Insecta; Lepidoptera; Pyralidae
Gene: bic
Product: transcription factor BTF3 homolog 4
Exons: 2
Coding region: 154-681 (175 amino acids)
Cellular component (GO): cytosol; nascent polypeptide-associated complex
Source: RefSeq, a predicted model, not a curated record